UAACAGCCCUCACGUCUUCUUCCUGUUAACUGCCCGCUGCCUAACAGAAUGGGGCUGUUUAUUUCGCAAGUUGGAUGUCAACCAGAUAAAAAUAUUGCCCGUUUAAUUACUUGCGGUGGAAAGCCCGCUGACAUAGUUGCUCUCUGCGCCGCACGCAGCUGCCUUUCUGCACGCAGCUGCCUUUGCCUUUACCGCUGAUCUCCUACAAUCUCGAUGUUCUUGCUUUUCCAUCCGUUCGCUCAUUUAACUCUCUCGGCCAUUGUUUUUUCCCCUUUCUUCCGCUGCACCUGUGCGACAGAUCUAUGCCGCCGGCGGAGGAGCUUGGGCCUCUGGCCGCCCCAGCGAGGCUCUCGUUUGCAGAGGCGUUAAGGAACUCCUACCAUGGCCAUCGAUUGCACUCCCAAAAGUGCUCUUUCUUCUAUUUUGACUCUGUGGGGUUCCCGGUCAUAUCCUACACCUUCAAUGGAGAUUCAACUGUCUUUUUCUCCGACGAUGAUAUCCAGGUUUACUCCUCCACUUAUAUGCUCGUUAAUAUGCCUAAUAAUUUUGCCCCAAUUCUGUUCUUGAUAAGGUUACCCCCAAUUCUGAUGAUAACAAUCUGAAUCCUAAUGUUGUUUUAGCCAUUGAUGAACCAGUGCUUAUCCUCUGCGCUGAUACUUCUGAUACUUCGGCCCCGACUGAUUCUAUUAAAAAAGAUGGAACUGUCCCUUCCAGUUCUGAUUUCUCUGCCGAGCUUGUUAAUAUGCCUGCUAUUGUUGCCCCGUUUACUUCUGUUCCUGCUGAGGUAGAGUGUACUUCUGGUAGCAAUACCAGAAAUGUUUGCACUGCCCCUGGAGCAGAAAUCAUCACCUCUUUUGACUUUGAAAGCCCCAUUCUUAAUGGUCCAACUGAUUAUGUUUCUAUAGAAACAGUGCCUACAGAUUGUGUUUCUGAUAAAGCUGAUAGAAAUGGCCUUAUUGAUUGUGGUUCCGCCGAAGUUGAAGCCUAUGAUGAAGCCUUAGUGAAUGCCUUUGCAAAUGCAUUAUCUGCAGGUCCUGGUCCUAAAGUUGAUACAAUUGAGUCAAUAAUUGGAAAUGAAGAACCUCGUUCUGAUCCGUCUAUUGAAACUGACACGGCUUAUACUACACUUGAUCAUCCCCUGUCCUAUGAUGCUACUAUGAUGAUACUCAGUCAGAGGACCCCCCGGUUAUCACUAAGAACCAAUUUCCUAUUGUUGUUUUUCACCGGAUUAUCCGAUUAAUCUGCUACUAUGUUUCUUUUUACUGUUACUUUAGCUAUCUGAGUUUCAAUGUUAGUUUGUUUCAGUUUUUUUGGCAUUCUAAGAUUAAUUGCAUUCUGGCCGAAAGGAAUUUUGUUCACAAAUGAAGUUUAGAAUACCCAACGUAAAUUUGAACUUCUUUACUUUAUCCUUUUGUUAUUUAUUUUUUAAAAUAGAUUUACUAAUUGUGUGUUUUCUCAUCUGCUACAGCCCUCAAAGGAUAUGUGCCAAGACUCCAGGAAUGGAUCCUAAUCACACUUCAUGGACUGAAACACUUUGAUAGGGAAGAUGGUUUGUCUUUUGCUAAACACACUUCAUUUACCGUCCCUUUUGUAAACUUUUAGCAUACCUUGUUCAAUAUUAUUUAUUGUUCUUCAAAAUAGAAGACUGAAUUGGUAUAGUGUUCAGAAGUUUUCUUUAUUUUCUACAAAUGAAAAUAAUUUCUUAGGAAAAAGGUCUUCUUUAAAGCUUCACAUUGUCUUGUUUAAGCUCAAAGGUUUGCUUAUUAUAAGCUUUUAAGCUUCACUUCUUCCUAUUCUUUCAUCUGUUCAAUUUCUUUAUCUUAUUUCUCUUUUAAUUGUUGAGGUUCAAUGUUUUGUAAUAGUGUACUACUGCUGAAUUAAAACCUCACUCACUUCUUAAAGUUAAGUUUUUCCUUUCAAACAUUUUUUCUAAUAGGUUAUGGAUUUUUUUGUUCUAGACUUGUGAUUUAUCUCCAAGGCUUGUAUUCCAAUUCUAGAAUGAUCAUUUGUUUAACACUUUUUAGUUAGUUUGUAGACCACUGCAUUUUUUAUACUGCAUUUUUUAUUUUAGGAUAUGCUUUCUCAUAACUUUCACUUAUUUUUUGUUCAAGCAAGUCUGUUGAUGAACAUUGAUUCCGCAUUUUGUUUUAAUCUCCUGAUUUUAGCUUCUGGCAUUUUGUUGAUGAACCAGUGUUGAUACUUCUGAUACUUAUGCCCCAACUGAUCCUUUUAAAAAGGAUGAAACUGGCCCUUCCAGUUCUGAUUUCUCUGCCCAGAUUGUUAAUAUGUCUGCUAUUGGUGCCCCGUUUAUUUCUGUUCCUGCUGAGGUAGAGUGUACUUCUGGUAGCAAUGCCAGAAAUGUUUGCACUGCCCCUAGAGCAGAAAUCAUCACCUCUUUUGACUUUGAAAGCCCCAUUCUUAAUGUUCCAACUGAUUAUGUUUCUGUAGAAACAGUGCCUGCAGAUUGUGUUUAUGAUAAAACUGAUAGAAAUGGACUUAUUGAUUGUGUUUCCGCCGAAGUUGAUACCUUGAAAAAUAAUGCAAUUGUAACCUAUGAUGAAGCCUAAGUGAAUGCCUUUGCAAAUGCAUUAUCUGGGAGUAUUCUUGUUGCAAGUUUAUUCCUGUUGCGAGUUAAUGAUCAUCUAAUUUGACAUUACAGUUUUCCCUAAGAAUAACAUUUUUACUCAUUGUUUCUUUUGAUUCCCUUUGCCUAUAUUUUGGUGGGUUUGUCAGGUUUUAUGUCUUCUAACUUCAAUUAUAUGGUUUUAGUGCAAUACAAAAUUGUAUCUUAGUGUUUAUUGUGUACCUUCCUUGUAUUGUUGAUUAUUAGUAAGUUUUUUUCAUUUUUAUCAAUUAUUGUUUCCCAAUAUGUAAUGAUGUGCGCCUUUACGUGUUCAUCUAUGUGUUCAACUUUUUCUUGAGCUUUUACGUCCUUUUAAUUAAGCGGGUAUUUAUCUUUAUUGCCUUAAUUGAGGGUUUUUUCCAACAUUGUGUGUUUUUACGCAGCCUUAAAAUCAUUUUCAAAAAGCUUUUUUAAACACCUUAUUAUUCUUGCCAGUAAUCUUUAUGAGACCUUCUAUAUCCAGGGUAGAAGGCGACAACCCACCUCUUGUUGAAUUGCUUGAGUUUUUUUUUAUCCAGCUGUGCAAAGAGCAGUUGCAGGCGUCUUGAUGACACUGGCAUUCAAAAAUGAUGAGAAUAAGAAUCAGGUUUGGAAUUUUGUAUAUUUUUUUGCUAAGGAUACAUGUGAAUUGAUUAUGGAUAUUUUUUGCAUUUGAUAGUUUAAGAGAUAGAAGUCGUGGUGCUAAUGAUAACGAUUCAGAUCAUUGGGGAAAGAAAGUAGAGGCGGGAAUGGGAAUGCUACUUCAACAAAACCCAAGGGCGGGUCUAAUCUUUUCGGGGAAACUAGGCCCAGGGAAGAGGUGUUAAAGGAUAAGGGGUAGGGCUGGAAGGUGAUUGACCAAAAGCUGGGGUCUUUAAAGGUUACCGAAGUUGCUGAUUCUUCUUGAUCCAGGAAGAAUAGCUUUGGGAGCAGCAGUUGACGUUUCUACUCUCGUGAGGGAAAAAUUGAGAAGAGUUGGAGGAGAUGGUGCUCGGCCUUCCAGUUUUCUCCCCCGCAUUGGGCCUGACCCACGCGUGAUCUUUUGUCCAAAAUAUUUCCAGUGAACUCACCUGAAAUAACUUCGGGCCUGCUCGCUUAAAUUGAGUUCAGUCUUUGCCCGCACUGAUGGAACAAAUGCUUGCUUUUACGAUGUAACAGUGUUGGAACAAUGCUUGCUUUUAUGUUUCUUACUUACUUCAGCUGUCCCUUUCGCAUAUUAAUUUUGCAUUCCUUUCGUUCCCAAAUUUUGUACCUCCCAUUGGGCAUGACAACCGCGCAACGCGCGGGUCGCCGCUAGUGAUAAAAAAGAAUGCAAAUAGUGCAAACGCUAAAGAAGACGCGUAAUAGCCAUUAUCACAUAAAGCCUC
Cuscuta epithymum is the source of this 3969-nucleotide messenger RNA. NCBI's taxonomy places the organism in Eukaryota, Viridiplantae, Streptophyta, Magnoliopsida, Solanales, Convolvulaceae. The record is from the annotation of a GenBank genome assembly.